Caenorhabditis sp. 36 PRJEB53466 is the source of this 1629-nucleotide messenger RNA. The record is from the annotation of a GenBank genome assembly. NCBI's taxonomy places the organism in Eukaryota, Metazoa, Nematoda, Chromadorea, Rhabditida, Rhabditidae.
AUGAAUUUUUUAUUCCAACUAUUGUUCUUCUUUGGUAUUCUCAGUAAGAAAUUUCUUUUAUUAAGGGUGCAUUUCAGUGCAAUCGCUUUCAACCGCACACCACGUGAAUUCAGUGCUCAAUUGGCAAAGGUCGCGGUCGCGGCCGGGUUUUUAAGUGGGAUUGUGAUGCGAUUGCAGAAAAAUGCCGCCAUAAUUGAAACAUUGAAAAUCAAUCCUUUCAGGCUGUAUAAAAAAUGAAAAGUUCAGUGCAAAACUGAUGAAUAUUUCAAUAUCAGAUGACUGCGAGAAUUUAUCUGAAGCUGAACGAUUAUUCGGUCAGAGAGACAAUCACUAUAAGGAUCCUUCGGGGAACAUCUUCUGCUUCCGAAAACGCGAUGGGGUUGCGAGAAUGAGUUCGACGUCGGUUCUUUUCGAGGAUCCUCGUUUCGUGUGCUCCAACGGUCCGAUGUCUUGGUACCGGGGACGUAGGAACAUUGAUUUCAAGAACCGCCCGUGUCUUUUUUGGUCAAUUGUUCCCAACUCGACCUUUGAUAUUUCGGAUGGAUCGAGCUCAUCGUUCAGUAUGAAAAGAAUCUUGCCCGAUGAGUACGAGAAUUUUUGUCGGAACCCGGAUGACAAUCAUUUGGGUCCCUGGUGCUACGUGGCAGAUGGCAUUCAAGCACCGUGUUUCGAACCGUGCAAGCCAUUCACUGACACAUCUUCAAAGUUCACAUGUCUGAACAAGGAGGGGUUCCCGUACACGGCCAAUGACAUGUCGGAUAUUCUCGAUCUACCACAGCUGAUUCAAUCGUUUGAUUAUGUUCAUCUCAUGUAUGAAUCCAGAUAUGUUAUAUCUGGUGACGUGGAUAGACGAUCCACGAAAAGCUGUAUGAACACUGGGCCCAUUGCGGAUUUCUUCGGACCAUGGAUUGCAGUUUUUGAUGAGGUCGCUAAAAAACUUUUGAAAGGAGUAGGGAGACGGUACGAGAUUCUCCUACUUUCAAGGAGAUAUUGCCCAUUUCAGGGUUCUACGAGACCUGUGUGCACCGGAACCUCCAACUGAGAACGAACUUGAGCUUCUGAAAUCCGGGAGCAGUGCAAUUCGGGAUGCAAUCUUCGAAGACGAGCUGACUGUCGCCGGCUGCUCCUUCUGGAAACGGUGUUUCACCUCGUGUCAGGACGACGCCUCCAACUGUUGGGACGAGAAUACAAGUUCGGGUUACUUUGGCUCCAAAACAACGACUGUCGAGAAACGAACUUGCUUGCCAUGGGCUCAAGUUGCUUCUGAUAUUCUGAGCGUUUCGAAGAAAAACUCGACGAUGCACUCGAAAUACCACUUGUACCACUCGCUUUUGUUCGAUGAUCCGAAUGAAUUCUUUGUCGAAAGCAGACUUUUUAUGAAUACAGAGUGAGUCUGAACUGGUAAAAUUCAAGUCAAAAAGUUAUUCCAGGCAGUCGUGCAUGCUUCUGAAUCGGAGAAACUCGACAGAGCAGAAAUACUGGUUUCCCGUCAGCUCGAGUUUCAGUCGAAAAGAGUGGGACGGUGAAUUCAGCAAAAUGUUUCAGGAAGGACCAGGAUGCUUUGUGAAGCAGGUGACAGUUUCUGAAUAUUUGGGGGAGAAGUAUUAUAAUUUUCAAUUUUCAGAAUAA